UUUACAAAGUCUACAUUUUCCCUCAGAAGAGACAGAGUACAUUUCUGCGAGUGGUGAAGUUAAUCUCCAGAACAAUUUUCAGAAGAAAUGGUCUCUCAUAUAAAUCUGAGAAAUGUGUUUAUAGUGCUUCUGGCUGUGGAAGAAGCUACGGUGCUGUUCACCAGUGCACGUCUAGAAGCUCCGUCGCUUUCAUUUCGAUACGCAAGUGAUGAGAAAGACGUCAGACUGCUCUCAGAUGUGACUUUGAAGUGCCUCAUCCCAAAUGGAGCCCCCUACCCGGUCAUGACGUUCUUGGGUAGGGGCAUCAAGCCUUCUGAAGCGGUCUCUUCUAAUCCAAAUUCGUAUUCGUCCUCUGUUUCAUUCACUGUGAAGGCAAUCGCAGAAAAUGAGGGUCUCUACACCUGCUGGUAUAACAAAAGUACACGCCCCGAGGCAUCGAACUUCAGCGCGCCCAUCAACCUAACAAUUUCUUCACUUUCUCCACCUGCUAUCUCCUUGGUCCCCAUCUUCAUUCCCACAGGAAGGAAUUUCACCAUUUUUUGUGAAGCACCCAAUGAGCUCUCUAAUAUAACCCUCAGUCUCUUUAGACAUGAAAAGGAUCCUACAACGGGCAACGAGUCCCUCAGCUUGAUUGGUUCACUGACUCUUCCUGACAGCCACAAGGCAAUUGAGUACAAGAAGACCGAUGUUACUUCGGAUCUCAAUGGACGCUUUUCCUGCAGCAUGGAAGUGUACUAUAAUAAUCGCCUAUUGAGGUCAAAGAACUCUUAUCCUGUAGACGUGUUUGUGGAAGAGGCACCUGUGCGUCUUGUUUCACUGUUUCCUGGCACCACCUGUGGCGGAAGACUGGAGGUGUAUGCUAGAGGCAAUUGGAAUUCUGUUUGCCGGGGAAAAAGGGAUUAUGAAUCUAAGCUUGCCGAUAUUGUCUGCAGGGAGAUGGGUUGUGGAAAUUACGGAAACGUGCUCUUUAUAGAGAGCUCAGAUAUCGAGUGGAAUAAGGGCUCUCCUUUCUUGGGAGAUGUGACCUGCAGUGGCAGUGAGAGACGACUGAGGGACUGCAAUGUUGGACACAUCUAUGCUACCUGCUAUGAAUUUGAAAAACUGGCAAUCAUUUGCAAAGAUUUCCUUCCUCCUCCAGUAAUCUCCCUCAGUGGAUAUGGAGCCAUCAAAGAGGUAUUUCUUUAUGAAGGAAGUGCACCUGAAAUAUCCUGUACAUUGACAGCACCUUGGCUGGAAAACAGGCCGAUUCUGAUCAUUGCCAGAGAGUUGGACACUUUAAGGAAGGUUGGUACAAAGCGGGUAACUUCUGGGGAGCCUGCCUACUUCAAUCUGGAUCCCUUGACUGCACCCAGAGAGUAUACUUGUGAAGCUGAGUUUUAUGGCUUCUCUAAAAAUAUAUAUUCUUCUGGAGAGACUCUGAAAAUCACCACUGGAAAAAGCUACGCUGGAGUGAUUGCUGGUGCUGUGAUUGUGACUCUGAUUGGAGUUGGUCUUUUUUUCUUUCUGUGCUGGUGUCGAGCUAAAUAGGAACACACCAUGCAGUUCAUGCUACAACUGCAGUCCAUAAAGCUUUGCUGGUCUUUAAAGUAUUUAACAAAGACUAAAGCUGGAAAAACUGGAUGCUCCGAUUUCAAACUCUCCAUUUGAUGGUUUUCAUCACAACCAGCUUCUCCACAGUGCAAGUAAAUUAAUGUAUUAACUGUUACUGUUAUUGCUUUGCUUUCAGGCAAUGCUUUCAAAGUAAUCUUUUUGACAAAAACUCAAUUUUAAGCUACCAACUCCAUAUGCUUUCAACUACCUUUUGAUUUAUGAGGUUUUAUGGAAUGUACAGUAAAUACAUUAUCAUCUGUUGUUGCUAGGCUCAGAUUGCUAUUACAUAAAAAAUAUGAAAUUCAAAUAAUUUCAGCUGACAAAGAAUUAACUGCAGUUCCAUUAAGUGUUCUUCAGUUUGUUCUGGUUUCAAGUCGCUUGGAUAGAAACAGCAAAAGGUGAGUUGUCAGGUUGAACAGCUGGUAAUUUUUUUCUGCUUAAGCCAUACCAGUCGAAAUAAGUCACCCACCCAUUAGCAUAGACAGCAAAGAAAUCACUGUAUCUGGAGAACGUUUGUAUUUUCAACUAUUCAACAGCACUUUUGGCACCAAACCUUUCUUACGUUCUGAUCAUGUAAAUCACACACACUCCCUGAAAGUUUAAAACUUACACUCAAAGGCAUUUGAACAUUUUACAAUGCCCUUUGCUCUUAUUCAAAUGAUUUAAUGACUGUUGGAUAGAGACACACCAUCAAACUUUAAAAGCUUAUAAAUAUAGAAACCAAACAUUCAGGGGCUUGUCUUUUAUAUAAUUGAUAGGACUUACAGUAUAAUUUACUAAUCACUAAUAGGCGAAUGGUCUAGACUUGGGUUCUGGGCUUGUAUAUUUGUAGCCAAAUGUGAAAUACCCAUACAUGUGGAAACAUUUAAGCAAUGUUGUGUGCAAUGUUCUUUCAUGUUUGCACCUGUUUGUGUGAUUUUUGUAUUCUUUAUUUUACCUGUUACUACUCUUUUCUAUUGUCUUCCUGUUAUAGUUGUCUUUAUGCAAAUAUGACACAAAUGUCUGUUGGAAGGCUGGUUCUAGAUCAGUUACUGGGUUCAAUUGGCAAACACAGCCCGAGAGCAUUGUGUAAUACAGUACACUAUAAAAAUCGCAGAGCAAGAACUACAGAUUUAACAAUAAUACUAUACAUGAAGUAUCAUUAUAUGGAAUUAUGUUGUUUUGUUGGCUUGUGAUAAAAUUAAAUUCGUACAUGUA
Lepisosteus oculatus (spotted gar) is the source of this 2787-nucleotide messenger RNA. RefSeq lists its product as uncharacterized. Gene Ontology annotation, cellular component: plasma membrane. NCBI's taxonomy places the organism in Eukaryota, Metazoa, Chordata, Actinopteri, Semionotiformes, Lepisosteidae. Gene Ontology annotation, biological process: zymogen activation. The record is from RefSeq and is a predicted model, not a curated record. Gene Ontology annotation, molecular function: serine-type endopeptidase activity.